Messenger RNA from Olea europaea var. sylvestris, 3005 nucleotides. Its product is annotated as CSC1-like protein RXW8. The record is from RefSeq and is a predicted model, not a curated record. The transcript has 13 exons. Gene Ontology annotation, cellular component: plasma membrane. NCBI's taxonomy places the organism in Eukaryota, Viridiplantae, Streptophyta, Magnoliopsida, Lamiales, Oleaceae. Bases 501 to 2708 code for a protein of 735 amino acids. Gene Ontology annotation, molecular function: calcium-activated cation channel activity.
UUGUCAUGCCAACUUCAAAAUCUCUCUCUCUUUACCCAAAAUCCUAAAUCCCAAUUAACGUCUAGGGUUUCCAUUCUUCAAAUCUAUAAUCUUUCCUUUCACUCUUUGCCAUUGUGAAGUCUAAGUUGAUUGUAUUGAUUUGGCAGCGUAAAUGUUGGACGAGAAUUUUGGUGGUUUUUUUCUCUUUCUUGGGCAAUAUUGUCAGGCAUCGGAAUAAAAUUGCCUGAAAUGAAUAUAUCUACUGCAUGAUCUCAAGAUUGGGAACUUGUGAAUUUAUUAGGUGCAUUUGUGAACAAAAAAUACAAUGGAACUAGUGUUUGGAUAAGUUCUAAUCCUGUGGUGGUUGCAAAUACUGUGUAGCAGUUCAGGAUAAAUUUGAAGAACUACGGCUUCUUGUAGUAUUGGUCUUUUGGACUUCUUUGCUAUUUAACAUACGAAGAUCCGUUAUCUCACUUUUGGAUGAUGACAUUCCACAAGUUUGCUUUUAGAGUGAUAUAGAGAUGAACAUUUCUGCUCUGUUGACUUCUUCUGGUAUCAAUACUGCAGUGUGUGUGGUGCUGUUUUCAUUGUAUUCCAUUUUAAGAAAACAACCAAGCCUUGUAAGUGUGUACUUCGGGCAAAAACUUUCUCAGGUGAGGUCAAAACGCAAUGAUCCACUUUGGUUUCAGAGAUUUAUUCCUUCUGCUAGUUGGAUAGUAAAAUCAUGGGAAGCAUCUGAGGAAGAAUUAUUAGCCAUUGGGGGUCUGGAUGCUGUUGUCUUUCUCCGGGCAGUUGUUUUCAGUAUCCGAGUAUUCUCAGUUGCCAGUGUUAUAUGUUUAUUCCUUGUGCUUCCACUUAAUUAUUUUGGGAAGGAGAUGGAUCAUAAACAUAUUCGAAAUGAGCAGUUGAGCGUGUUCACCAUUGAGAAUGUCAAGGAAGGGUCAAGAUGGCUUUGGGCCCACUGUCUUGCAUUAUAUGUCAUAUCAUCCUGUGCUUGUAUUCUUCUUUACUUCGAAUACAAAAGCGUCACAAAAAUGAGAUUGGCAUAUAUUGCAGCAUCUCGUUCCCAAAUAAAUCACUUUACUGUACUUGUUCGUGCCAUUCCAUGGUCUCGAGAAGGAUCGUACAGUGUCAGGGUUGCUAAAUUCUUUACAGAUUACUACUCGUCAAGCUAUUUGUCGCAUCAAAUGAUUUACAAGUCCGGUGCAAUGCAGAAAUUGAUGACUGAUGCUGAGAAGAUCUACAAUGUGCUCAAGUCCAACACUGUGGAACAACAUUAUGGAUCUCGACUGUUAAGAUGUGGCUUUUGUGGAGGAACUUCAACAUCUUUUAAGAUCCUUUCUCCUGAGCCUGAAAAUGUUAGGACUACAAGCUUACAUGACGGUCCAGAUUUGGGGAAGAAGGAGUGCGGAGCUGCUUUGGUUUUUUUCAGGACUCGUUAUGCUGCUUUGGUUGCUUCAGAGGCACUCCAACAACCUAAUCCAAUGACAUGGGUGACAGACUUGGCUCCAGAACCAAGCGAUAUCUAUUGGUCAAACCUAUAUGUUCCAUAUCGAAUCUUUUGGAUCCGGAAGAUUGCCAUACUUGUGGCCUUUAUUCUGUUCGUGACUUUCUUCCUUAUCCCUGUGGUGUUCACGCAAAGUCUCGUUCAUCUCGAUAAGCUGGAGAAAGUAUUUCCCUUUAUAAAAGGCAUUACUGAGAGGAAAUUUAUGAAACAGCUAAUAACUGGAUAUCUACCAAGCGUAAUACUCAUGAUCUUUUUGUCUAUUGUCCCACCAAUUAUGAUGGUCUUUUCAACAUUGGAGGGCUCAAUAUCUCGUAGUGGCAGGAAAAGAAGCUCAUGCAUUAAAGUCCUUUACUUUAUAAUAUGGAACGUAUUCUUUGCUAAUAUUUUAACGGAGGCAGCUAUCGACCAUUAUCAAGUUUCAAUCAUGAAAUUGGGAGAUCCAAAAACCAUACCUAACCAGCUUGCCAAAGCAGUACCAUCAACGGCUACCUUCUUUGUAACUUAUGUUCUCACAUCAGGCUGGGCUAGCUUGUCCUUUGAAUUAAUUCAGCCAUUUCCUCUUCUCUGCAACUCAUUUUAUAGAUUUAUUCUUAGAAAUAAGGAUGAUACCAGUUAUGGCUCUUAUACCUUUCCAUACCACACAGAAGUUCCAAGAGUCCUCCUCUUUGGACUUCUGGGCUUCACUUGUUCAGUGUUGGCUCCUCUGAUAUUGCCGUUCUUGCUGGUUUACUUUUUCCUCGCCUAUCUGGUAUACCGUAAUCAGAUACUUGAUGUGUAUGUUACAAGAUAUCAAAGUGGGGGACUAUAUUGGCCUAUCAUACACAAUACAACAAUAUUUUCAUUGGUGCUUACACAAAUAAUAUCUUUGGGAGUUUUUGGAAUAAAACAUUCACCGAUUGCAUCGAGUUUCACCAUUCCACUGAUUAUAUGCACACUCCUGUUCAAUGAGUAUUGCAGGCAACGGUUUCACCCAAUAUUUAAGAAGACGCCUUCCAAGACAAUUAUUGAUAUGGAUCGGGAAGAUGAGCACUCUGGAAGGAUGGAAGAGAUUCAUCAUCAACUGCUAUCUGCUUAUUGCCAAAUCAAAUCAGAAUCAAAGAGUUCGGGUAAAUCUUUGGAACUGAAUUGCCCCGAGACUGAAGUGAAUGACAAAGAAACUGGGGACAUAAGCAGGCCUGAAGAUCCAGAGGCUCCAGUAAACACGUCUGCUCAACCUCCUUGACUUGCAGCUGGCUGGAGACAGAAUUGAACGUAAAAGAGACCGAAAAAUUCGUGCAUUUACUGUCAAUUCAUAUAUGCAAUUGUCGUGAGUUUUGAAUACGACAUGCAUAAAAGGAUAGAUAUAAAUAUUUAUGCACAUUUCUGAGGUUUGUGUAGAAAAUGAUGCUGGUUGGAAUCUCAGUAAAAUGUAUACAGCAAUUCAGAAGUUGUAUAUUAAUCUUGCGUUGUGUAAAACCUCAGGUAUGUCCAAUGUUUUUGACUCGUGAGAAGCGCAAGUAUUUGAAGUUCGAUUGGUGCA